CUAGUAGAUGGUGGGUGGAUGGAUGACUGCUUCUAGUUAUUGUUGUGUGGACCGUCUUUUUCUUCUUUUCCUCGUUUUCUCUUUCCUUCCUCCUCUGAUACGUAUACUCCUAGUAUUCUCCUUCGUCUCCUUUGAGCUUCAUCCAUACUUCUGUUUGAAACGGGCAUACGCACGAUUUUGGAGGGACCCCAACUUAAACGACGGAUCCCCACGAUUCUGGCCGGACGGUUGUCCAGAAGUGCUACGACACAUCCGGAAAAAAAGGAUAAGAAAACCAAUGAGACCCACUCACACAGGAACGCGUGAAGAGGCCGAAAGGACCACCUCAAAAGCAUCACCCUUGUGCGCUCUCACCACUAGACUGCGUUCAUAAGCAGAGUUAGUGGAACAGAGUGAGCGAGUGAGUGAGUAAGUGUGCCAGAAGACCAGAGGUUGGAUGGAGGAAACACCGAAACAGAGCUAGAGGCCACUGAUCGUGGUUUUGGAGGGAACCAAUCCUCAUGCCGUCGGGGAACUCGGAGACGAGUUGGAGAUCUGAGCUGGAGAAGCAGAUGAAAAAAGAGAAAGAAAAAGUCUUGCAGUUGUUAACAGUUCACUCAAAGAGAUGAUGAAGAAAGGAGAAAGAGAAACAAGAACAACCUGAUAAAGGGAAAAGGCAGACACCUCCUGAGAAUCGAGGACAGAGGCUAAAGGCGUAUCAGACACAAGGAUGGCCGCAGUGGAAAAGUUGGGGACAAUAUUACGACAUGACAACAACGACUGUGACGACGGGGUGAUGUGAUAGGUCAUCAGGUGUUUUCUACGAUAAGUGCAAGCUCUGGAUGAAGGAAGUGACUUCUAAACUGGCUUGCCAAAAGAAUCGUGGUUGACAAUUCUGGACCAAAGAACAUGAAUUGGGCUAAACCGUUCCACAUUUUGGGCCUUGCAAUGAUUUUCGUGACUCAUCGCACCAUUGGACAGAGUGAAAUGACGGAAUUUGCAUGCCCUGGGAGCAAUCUUGUGUUAAAUUGCACAAACCUCGGCCUGAUUGAGGUAACUCGAGCCAAUUAUGGACGAUUUUCCAUCGAAGUGUGUAAUCCUCAAAGCAAAGCCAAUUGGAGCGUGAAUUGCUUUGAUCACCAUGCCAAAAACAUCAUUGUCAAAAGUUGUAAUGGUAAAGCUUUAUGCUCCUUGUCAGAUGAAGAUUUCGAAGGCCACGAAAGCCCCUGUCCUGAGACGGAACGUUACAAGGAAGCCCAUUUCACGUGUCAAAAGGAGAAAGAAGACCAAAAGACUACAAAAAGAACUCGUAGUCCCAUCCGACUGCAAACUUUUCGAGGCCAAAUGCCCUCAUCAAAAGAGUUUCCAACGGAUACCAACUCUCGAAAACGUGUGCCAAUUACUGCGCCACCGACCUCUACUUUUGCCCAGGAUCAAGAGGACACAAGCACAAUCAGCCACCAACAACUUGGGGGGGCCGGGGCUGAGCGAGUUCAUUUCACAAGAGCACCAGCGAUUCGGUUUUCGCGACAUUCUUUAGACACCACCACCGUCCCAUCAUUUACACAGUCUUUGGAACUCCCCCCAACUCCCUCGAGACUAUCCGUGGUCAAGGUAGUGCACAAAUCUGAAACCAAUAUCCCGGUCUAUACUGGUUUCGCUGCGCCUGUUCUAUCUUCAUCUUCUUCCAAUUCCCAUCAACAAGAAAGCUAUCCCCCUUGCUUGUCGAUACGAUCUCGAGGAGUGAUUUGGCCAUCCACUGACCCAGGUUCAACUGCCCGGCGACCGUGUCCAAAUAAUAAGGAACAAGUGGCUACUUGGAAAUGCUUGAGAGGACCCAACCAUUGGACACCGUCGCUUCCAGACAUGAGCAAGUGUCAAGCUUCGUGGAUCAAGGUUCCCACAUGGAACACAUCUGGCGAAGCCGCGUUCAUAGUGGACCUAAGAGACUCCCUUCGUUCUUUGAAGCGACAUCUCCAAAGCAACAGUAUUUAUGGGGGGGAUUUGAUGCUGGUGAUGGGAUCUUUAGAUAAGUUCCUAGAUGACUUUGGGAAAAGCCAUGGAAGAUCAAGGGACCACGAUAAAGGUGCACAACUUGACCUGGAGACGAGGACCACUUUCAUCCAAACAAUAAGUCGUUUACUCCAUGAACUUUCUCGACCAUCGAUUGAGGCCACUCGUUUUGAAGAGGACAAACUAGAGUCAUUGAUUGAAACUGUUCAAAGAAUUCUGGUCAUUUCUUCCUCGUGGAGUCGUAGACAAGAAUGGGACCGUUUGGGGUCAGAUAAUGAUUUACAUUGGCGCAGUCAGCACUUGAAUAUCUCCACUGCCUCUUUGAAGUUACAGGGUUUUGUAAACCUGUCGCAUAAGUCGGUCGACGAUGUUUUGCAAUCCCGACCUUACACGUUUUGCCGCAUGCAUGUAUCAUCGGUGGGAUCCCAUCAGAAGAACAUUAACAGAGAUGAUGGGAAUAUUCCUUUGGUUUAUCUCUCCAUGAAAUUGCCUUCAACAUUUGGCACCCAUCUGCAUCAGUCGUCACGCAUUCAAGGAGCCAAGAUUGCCAAGAGGAUCAGUUCCACCAUCCUCUUGAUAAAUGAGGACUCGUCCAUGUUCGACAUUUCCAUAUCAGGCUUAAGAGAGGAGGAGGAUAAAGGGGCGAGGACGUCUUCACCGGGUUGCUUAGCAACUGUUACGCAUGUCUCAGAUGGUCUUAAACAUCAAUGCCAACUUGCGUGCUCGGGAUCAAGAUCAACUUCGUGCCAAUGCCAAGUGGUUCGAUUUGCUCAAAAUGGAGAUGCUGCAUUUGCUUCAACGCACCUUCGACCUUCGAGCUCUUGGCGUGAGAAUGAAAAAUUGACAGAAACUUCACAAGUUGAAGUGGAACGGAGCGAUAUAAACGAUCAGGUAGUGGUGCUCUUAGGUUGUUUAGGCGCUACUUUGCUCCUGAUUGUGGCGAUACUCCCAUUCGCUUGUGUGCUCAUCCACCUCAAACGUGCUAAGGUCCAGCAGACAUCAAAGGAGUGCGUCUACGCCGGAGAGGCGUUCCACGCUUUGGAUUACUCUACUUGUGAUGGGGCAUAUCAAUCAUCGCUUUGUCGAUUUGAUAAUACAUAUCUCACGAAUGACGGAUUACGACACGCACCUUCAUAUGGUUCGGCCCUCAACUCUCAAGAACUGCCUCAAAAUACGAGCUCCCAGGCUGAAAGAUUAUUCAUAAUGCCUGCUGGCCUUGAAUACCAAAACGCUUUGGAUUCUCUCUCAACUCAACCCACUAAGGAAAGUCGAGCGCAAGAAAACCUAUGCUGUAAUUCAAAACGCAGCCAUCUCCCAUUUCUGAAACCUGAGGUUCCACUCUCCAAGAAAAAUGAGACCAACAGCAUUGAUGUGCACCAAGCUUACUCCAAACGAGGCUCUGGAAAGAUCAAAGAGGAAAUUGGAAAGCCCACCCCAAAACUGAAAGGCCCGCCCCAAUAUUGAUGGCAUUGGUUAUUGUCUUACCGACAAGAAAAUACUUCAUUCUGAAUUCCCGCAUGUUCACGAAUUAUACCAAGUUCAUGAUUGAACUUUUGGCCAAGAUUAAGUUGGUCUCAUGCCUUGCACUAGAGUUAUAUCUCAAUGUUAUCCAAUUGAAUGAAAAAUAAUCACUCAAUAGUGGAAUGCAUCGUUAAAGGAAAUGUCAUUCCUGAUAAAACUAAUAUUAAAAACCUUGAAUCUAUGGACAAUUUC
Tigriopus californicus is the source of this 3705-nucleotide messenger RNA. RefSeq lists its product as uncharacterized. The record is from RefSeq and is a predicted model, not a curated record. Gene Ontology annotation, cellular component: membrane. The transcript has 8 exons. Gene Ontology annotation, molecular function: carbohydrate binding; G protein-coupled receptor activity. Lineage: Eukaryota; Metazoa; Arthropoda; Copepoda; Harpacticoida; Harpacticidae. Bases 889 to 3456 code for a protein of 855 amino acids.